Messenger RNA from Cadophora gregata, 1255 nucleotides. RefSeq lists its product as uncharacterized. NCBI's taxonomy places the organism in Eukaryota, Fungi, Ascomycota, Leotiomycetes, Helotiales, Ploettnerulaceae. The record is from RefSeq and is a predicted model, not a curated record. The coding region runs from base 767 to 1255 and encodes 162 amino acids. The transcript is spliced from 3 exons.
GCUUGGCGGUGGGACUUCGGAGUAUUGAAACUAACAUCAACAACAACACUUGAGACAAUAACAACAACUGCGCUCUUUAAAGAUAUUCUAUUUAAUCUUAUCUCUUCUCUACCUCCUAUGUGACAAGCACCACGCCUCAGAAAUGUCAUAUCUUGGGAUUUGCACAGUCCGCUUUUCUGUACCAAAGUACUCCUUGUAGCUUGAGUGCUACCUCUCUUUUUGUGUGGGUGUUCAUGGUUUGGCCCGCUACAAGGACACUCGGGCCAGGGGCGGUUAUUCUAACCGCUCGACCAAUUUCGAGGCCCUGGCAGUCGCCCUUGGCAAAAGGUUGUCACAAUGCGGCCAAUUAUUGCCGAACAACCUUGCCUGGCGGCUCUGAAGUUGUGAUCGGAAGACAUCAGCCAAUCUUUUUGGCUGUGCCACAGGACAAUGCCAGCAAGCUGUAGUUAGACGCUGAACUGGCGACAGACAAGACACAGCUGACACGCACAGCUUCAGAACCAAGAUCGCCUGUGAAUGUCUCUCAGAUAAUGGGAGCCGAUUAGUCUUUCCUAUUGGUACCCCUGUGUGAACAUGGAAGCGCUCUUAUCCUUGGUAAACCUAUUGAAUAUGGACAUUAUCUGCUAAACAUGCUACAUCGUACCACAAGCGAGAAGUUUCGGAGUGAUGCUAUUCUGGCAGGUCUCCUCGGGGGCCCAUAUGUCUUUGUCAGUCUGAAGGGAUUUUACUUUAAAAGAAAGGCAUCUCCCAUCAGUCAGUCAGCUUCAUGUCUUCCCAGGUACUCGAGCUUUAUGUAGCAUAUGGCCAACGUCGAGGGAAUGAUGUACUUCACUGGAUCAUCUUGGCUGUCCCGGAGAAUAGCGACCGUUGCACCUACUAUCACGUCACCGGCGGGCCAACGCAAGGAACCGAUUAUGUCUUGCAGAUCGAAGCAAAUAAGAGGGUCAAUAGUAACGGCAUUGCAUCCACUGAGCAUAUCGGAACCAUUAAAAAGAGCGAUGUCAAUAAGUUGAAAGCUUCUGCACAGAAGAUCGCGCCUCAGUUCUGCCAGUCUUGGGCUGUUGAGGUUCUUGGCGACCUCGAGCGGAAGGGCUUGGUUGCCAAUGGUACAAAGGAGACUUUGCAAGCAAAGAUGGAACGUGAUCCCCAUGCUCAGGGUGCAGCGACUGCGGCAGGGGGAAGUGACACGAAUGUAUGGGAUGAAGAUCAGCAGAGAUGGCGCCGCUGGGAUGGUGUUCAAUGGGUGUGGCUAUAG